AUGUCCUACGCUUCACCUUCCGCUUCCAACCCGUCUCUCGCUACGUCUGCCUACAUGGUAUCAUCGGCAGACAGAUACACCUCCGGCUCCGACGACGACGUUGCCUCUCUCCCAUCAGAGUCGACAGCCUCUUCAGAUCUAGACACGCUUUCGGACGGUUACUCGGACGCGGAGGAAGAAUGGCGGGAAAGCAUUGAGCAGCUAGAGCUCUUGUUGACGAUGGUCAUUAUGCCAGUCAUCGGGAAGUAUCUCGGACGGAGAUGCGCCUACUGGAGCUGGACUCGCUUCAUGGAAUGGAAAUACCCUGUCGAAGUCGUCGUGACCAACAAGGCUGCCUUCCGGGGCGCUGGUGUCGUUGAGGCUCUAUCUCCGUUAUGA
Molecule: messenger RNA, 378 nt
Organism: Aspergillus clavatus NRRL 1
Lineage: Eukaryota; Fungi; Ascomycota; Eurotiomycetes; Eurotiales; Aspergillaceae
Exons: 2
Coding region: 1-378 (125 amino acids)
Biological process (GO): protein insertion into mitochondrial outer membrane; mitochondrial outer membrane translocase complex assembly
Cellular component (GO): mitochondrial outer membrane
Source: RefSeq, a predicted model, not a curated record